Messenger RNA from Porites evermanni, 5599 nucleotides. The record is from the annotation of a GenBank genome assembly. NCBI's taxonomy places the organism in Eukaryota, Metazoa, Cnidaria, Anthozoa, Scleractinia, Poritidae.
GUCCAACAUGGCCGCAACCAAAGCUUCCAUGGUUUGCUUUGACUCAUGCGAACAUCAUGGGCUUUAAUGACCUCAUGCACCCGAGAAAUAUCUACAGAAACGCUCCACCAGAUUUCAAAGUGCUUGGUGAAAAAUUCGACUACUUUAGGAAGCAUACGAAGGAAACCAAACCCGGACGAUUCACUUUGAAUUUUAAAAAUCCUGAGGCGCUGCGAGCUUUAACUUGCGCUUUGCUCGAGCAUGACUUCAAGAUCAAAAUCAGCAUCCCAUUAGAUCGACUUAUCCCCACAGUGCCUCUUCGGCUUAACUACGUCUUGUGGAUCGAAGAUCUUCUCUCAUGCCUUUCAGAAGAUCACUGUCACGCAAUUGUGCGUGGGUUUGACAUUGGUAAGAUCACGAAUUUCUCAUUUAGUCUCCUAAUAAAACGCGAUUAAACCGUUUUCGAAACUAUAGAAAGGGAAACCGAUCAUUUUAUUAACAGUUUUUCUGUAAGACAAAUAAUCUUUUUUGAUGGCUGUAUUUUGUGGGUGGGUUUUGAUUGCAUUCAUCGCCUGCGUAACAGCCAGCUAGCAACGCAGGCUAUUGAAUUCUUGUUAUCUGUAGCUUAGGAAGUGUCACGCAAUAAUAAUAAUAAAUGUUUGCGAUCAGCAACGAGUAAAAAUGGUAAUGUUUUGGUGGAUCAUAAGCAGAACUGAGUUGUGGUGGAUCAAUUUCUUAAAUUAUAUUUUGUUGCUUUCAUUAAUUGCAAACAAAAUCUCUGACCAAUCUUCACAUUUUCCUCCCUCAGUUCACUGCAACCCGCCCCCGCCCCCCAACCCUUAAUCUUUUUGCUGGGCCUUUGUUCAGCAUUUGUUGCAUUAAUUUAAUAGACUAUGUGGUGAAAAAAUAAAGCCAUUCUUGCCUUAAUAACCUAACUGUGUUUUCAGAUAUGUUUUUUUGUUUUUAAUUUUGCCAUUUUGUGUUAUUUUGUACUAGGAUCAGGUGCCUCCUGCAUCUAUCCACUGUUAGGUGCUAAACUCAACAACUGGCGUUUCUUGGCAACUGAGGUAGAUGACUUGUCAGUUUCAUAUGCUGUAGACAAUGUGAAAAGCAAUGGCUUGGAAAAUAAUAUUAAAGGUAAGAAAGCCUUCAUGCGCACUGUAGAUUUUGCUGACUAGUUUUAAAGAUUACUAUCCAUGAUACAUUAAUUAACUGGAGUGUGAAAAAUUAGACAAUGCAGCUCAUACUUGUGAAAAAUUUCUGGAAGAGAUAGCAUCCCCCAUUCCAACCAGAUUGUCCAGAAAAUUUUUGUGUCAUUUGGAAAACCAUGGUCAGUCUUUGACAACCAUUCUUCCCCCUAUUUUGCUCUUUUUUACCGGUUAAUCCCAACCUUAUGGCAAAAAAUAAUAUGUCAACAAUAUCACCUUUGCACUGGGAAAACAACAUUGUCCAUAAGGAAAAAUAAUAAUUCUAGCAUUUUUCAGACCAGCUAAAAAUUUCAUAUUUUCAUUUAGUGAAACAGGUAACCAAUGACAACUAUCUCAAGAAACCCAUUGAAGAGGAAGACAAUAAAGAAUUUGAUUUCUGCAUGUGCAAUCCACCAUUCUUUAAGAAUGAGUUUGAGGCUUCUCAUGGGGUAACACGCAGCACCAAACGUCCUCAGCCUAGUGGUGUGUGCACUGGAACAGAAACUGAAACUGUUGCUGGAGGGGGUGAGGUGGAAUUUGUUAAAGAAAUUAUCAAAGACAGCCUCGUUAUGAAAGAGCAAAUCAGGUAUUGUGACCCAUGGCUGUAAUGCACAUGUAACUGGAUUACUGCAAUAUUUAUUUCGAACAAGAGUUUCUGUACUUAACUCAAAAAUAAAUUACAUUUUCUUUUUUUUCUUGCUGUGAGAGAUCUCUGCUAGCAGAGAACAAUUCAACACCUAUUUUCAUUUAUUUCCUGUUAAUUCAAUAUAAAAUAAGACCUAUGUUUGAUGUGUUUAUUGUGUUCUGUGCAUAAUGAUCAAACAGUGGUCUGUGAUUUAAGUGCUAAAUUAGACUCUUUUCUUUAAUUUUUAGCUGGUACACUACAAUGCUUGGCAAGAAGUCAAGUGUUGCCCCUAUUCUUGCCUUUCUCAAAGAAAAUAAUGUAAGUAGAGUUAUGAUACAUAUCUGUAUCAAAACAAGAUCAUGGUUGCGCAUCUAGCACAGGCUUAAAAAAUCUACCUUGCAAUUUUUUUUUGAGGAGGGGGCGGGGGUGAGGAGUGGGCCGGGAGGGGGUUUGGAAGGGAAGGCAGCAGCAGUCCCAUUCCCCCCCCCCCCCCCCCCGCCGGGGGAGAAAAACAAACGCGGAGGGGAAAAGAAACAGAGAAAACGGAAAAGAGAGGUUAAAAAGGAACCCACCAAAAUAAACCACAAACAAAAGAAUAUACAUUUUUUUUUAAAUUUUUUUUUGUCACAUGUAAAAAACACAAGAGAUAAGAAAUGUUAAUUAUCUGUUAUAAAAAAUAAAAAAUAAGAAGUCGGAAAAAAAAAAUGUUUAUAAAAAAAAGUAAUCGGUCAGUAGAGAUAAACAGAGGUAAAAAAUAUAUGCCUCUGAUUUUUGUUUGGCGGAGGGGGAGGGGUGGAAGAGUGCCCGUGUCGGGGUUUGUGAAAGAAAGAUUAAAAACUCCCACUUCCCCCCCACCCCCCAUCAGGUGGAAUUAAGAAAGCCCAGUGAUAGAGCAAUUAUGUCAGGAAGACUGAAAUGCAUGCUUAAAAGAGAUACUGGCAAAACUAUCUAGCAAGUAUUGAAUAGUUUAUUUUAUGAUUAGUUUUGCCUUGCCAGAGUAAAUCAAUCACAGGUUAAGGACAAGUGAGACUUACUUCCUACUUACUUCUUUUUCCUGUAUGCAGUUAGCCAAUGGCUUCAAAAAUCCUGCAGAUCGUUUGUAUACACUAAGAGAGACCAUUUCUAAUUUCAAAUACUUUUUUUGUUUCCAACCUGUCAACAGUCAGUCUCUUUUUCUCCCUCAGAUAAAGACUAUAACAACCACUGAGUUUUGCCAGGGGCACACAAUGCGCUGGGGUGUGGCCUGGUCAUUUUUACCUGAUGUGGUCAUGCAGGUAUGGUAGGAUUUUGGUAGGACAUUUACUAUUGGUAGGACAAACUAUUCUUUUGAUUCAUAAUCACCCUUAAUCUUAUCCCUUUACUCUGUACCACCAGUUGCAAGUUAUCUUAUUUUGCUACCAGCAUGUUUAUCUGUGCUUGGACUAGUUGCAUUUCUUGUGUUCAUGUAUAUUCGCCUCAUGUAAGGGAAUCCAAGACAGUCUUGGAUUCUGGAUUCCCCCUACUGGAUUUCGGAUUCUUUGUCAGUGGAACUUAGAUUCCGGAUUCCAAUCGUUUGAGAGAUACUGGAUUUUUUGAGCUUUCUCCAGAUGUCAAAGCCUAGGAUCCGGAUUCCAUAAGCCAAAGUUCCCAGAUUCCGUGAUUAAAAUAACUUACCCUCUAUGCUCUUUCCUCUCCUUCAGGAAUCUCCUUCAAAACGCCGUAAAAAAGCAAAAAAGGCAAAGCCUCUUCAGCUGAUUAUUCCUAAUGAAGUUACAGCCACAGAGACAGGAUGCGACAAGCAGCUUAAACUAACAGACAGAGUGAAGGCAAUAGUAGAUUAUAUCAGGAAGACACUGUAUGAGUUAAAGGUAAGUACCUCCCUGUGUCUGGUAAUCCCUGCGCAAAAUUGGACCCUAUUCAUUUUAACCGAAAGGUUAAAAAUUGUAAGUAUAAUGUUGCGAGCAGACGCGGGGCAGUAAAACAUCGUCUGAGAGACGAUGAACUGACAUACACAUUUUGCUACUUACAGACCCUUUAAUUGGGUCAGUGAAUAGUUGUGGGAUAAAGGACUACUUGGGAGUCUUACAAUCACGAGUUUUUCUGUGAUUUGGGUCUUUAUUGGCUAGUUUUUUUACCCAUACGAAAAUAACUGUGAAUCUGUUUGCGCGCGCCAAAAUGUGAGAAACUUAGCGCAAUUAGACAAACCUCUUGGUCUUGGAUUGGCAAUGUAGGACAUACGUGCUAAAAAUUAUUCUGACAAACGUUAAUCUGAUUUUAUGCCGUGAUAGCAACAGGACACCCAAGGAACCACAGAGGACCCAAAGAUAAGUGUACUGCUCGCCUGGGGGCUCGUAGCAACUAUGAAACUCUGUGAUAAUUAGUGGGAUGAAUGAUGAAAAUUUGUUCUCUUGGAGUUAUGGCUUGAUGCAACUACGCGAUUAAGAGCCUAGCCUGUCCCAGGCUAUCAGCCAGUGAAGAACAAGCCAAAAGAACAAUGAGUGCAUGAAAAAACUGGGAGCCUGGAACAGGCUUGUAUGAGUCUAGUCAUCCCAUAUUACGUCGUACAUAUUUAAGUCCAACUUGCUAGAACACUCCUUUAGUUUUCUCUGUGGCAGGUCUCGUGAUCCUUAUAAGGGGAAUCGUUCGCUUCAUCAUUCGCAUGUGGGAAAGCUGCCCUACUUGUCUUUAAUAAUUUAGCUUAUAUUUCAUACUUUAGAAUACUCAGUUGAAUAUUUUAUGUUGCAUUCUAUCGUUAAGGUUGCUGUGACUGAAGAGCAUGAUGAAACAGACAAAUCAGCUGGGGUAUUGACUUUCCAUUGUCGUGCCUCAGACAAAACUUGGGCCCAUCAGCGGAGAAAACGGCGGGAACUGCUUAGAAAAAAAGUUGGACAAGAAAACCAAGGAGACUGUCAGACUCAUGAUGAAGAGUUAGCCGCAAAAGAAACAGCAGAAGAUACUACUCUUAAUGACAUCAACUCCCAAGAUGCUUCAGGAGACAAAAGCACAGGUACGGAAAGCUUAAAAGCCAAUGAGACGUUAACAAAUUCUGACGUUUCUCAAGUCACAGAAUUUAAAUCGCGCGAAGAUCCAUCACGAAGUAAUGAUACUCAACAAGGCAGUACUCUCCCCAGAUCUCUCUUGUCGUUCGUGGUUCGAGUUGGGGCUGGUGCUGAGAUAAGUAGUGAGCUGCCACCUGAUUGUGUUGUGCUGGAAAUGACGUGGGUUGACGGACAGGACAAAAACGAUUUAUAUCAGUUAUAUCAGUACUUUCAGAAUAAACUUGUCAGAGGGUUUUAGAGUAUUUUAACUUUAAAUUGGCUUUACGUUUAACACUCAAGAUUUCUUUUUAUUUCGAUUUGAUUUUCGAUUUGAUUUGGGCUCCAUUUCAUUUCGAUCUACGAAAUGUUAAGGUCUAUUUUUUUUUAGCCAGCCAGCUGGUGACUAAAAAACUUUUUUUAGCGCACUAACGCACGUAUUGUUGUCUUCUGUAACGUUCAUUUUAGUUGAAAGCUUACGUUCUUAGUUUCUGCUUGAAUCAAAGGUCACUGGAUUAAAUUCGGAGGAGCGUUACUAACUCAGACAUAAGAUAUCCGUUCUGAUACGCAACCCCCGACCUCCCCAUUCCGGGUUUAGUUAAAACUAGUGACGAUAGCAAACACCUAACGGAAAAUAGGCACUUAAUGGAGUGCAUGUGGUUGUAAAAGUAUGUAUUUUACCAUGACCUGUGGGGUCAUUUGAGUUGUCAUUUCUACUGCAAAUUCAUUGCCAGCUUACGUGCUAUUGUUGCGACUUACGCGCGUGAUGGCAUAGUGGCUACGCAUCUAGAGCG